Molecule: messenger RNA, 1539 nt
Organism: Schizophyllum commune H4-8
Lineage: Eukaryota; Fungi; Basidiomycota; Agaricomycetes; Agaricales; Schizophyllaceae
Product: protein serine/threonine phosphatase 2C
Exons: 4
Coding region: 107-1318 (403 amino acids)
Biological process (GO): protein dephosphorylation
Molecular function (GO): protein serine/threonine phosphatase activity
Source: RefSeq, a predicted model, not a curated record
UCCGACCACCGCCACCAUGAGGCAAACGACUCUUUGUUCCUACCACUUUCUCCCCUAAGUGCACUUCCUCCGGCGUCUUUUCCAUCGCACUUGAUUGACAGCGAGGAUGCCAGGCCCUUUCGACGCGACCUCCACCUUGCUAUUCAACCCUAGCGAUGCUGAGCUCGAGGCGGCGUACAACGCGAAGGGACGCCAGCGCACUACGAGAAUCCCUAGCAUGGGCAUAGAGGUCCACGAGGCAGCAUUUCAGGCUCUGAAGCCGGAGAACGAGGACAGGACGGCCGUACAUGAGUCCGAACACGGACUACUCAUCGCUGUCUUUGACGGUCACUAUUCCGGGGACCUCUCUGACUAUGCUGCGCAGACGCUGCCACAGAUGCUCUGUGAGCGCAUCGAGAAGAACGUCGCACAGGACCCCUCGGAUUUCUCCGCGGCAGUAGAGCGAGCGCUCGCGGAUGGCAUCAAGGACUUCGACGAGUCCCUACUGCGCGAUCUCUUCGAGGCGUUUCCGGAGUGCAGCUACAACGACGAGUUUUGGGGUAACGAGGACGAAGGAACCUUCGAGGUCGUUGGGUACUCCAAGCGCGAUGAGCGUGUACGCGCCGCGCGAAGGUGCUUGGUUGGCUCGACUGCGCUCAUCGGGUUCAUCGAUAGAGCCAAGUGCAACAUCUGGGUCGCUUCGCUAGGCGAUUCGGAAGCGGUUCUGGGCAGGAUGGUCGAUGGUCAGUUGCAAGUCAUCCCUCUCAACGAGCUGCACAACUGCGACAACGCCAGCGAGGUCGCCCGCGUACGCUCGGAGCAUCCUGAUGAGCCAUUAGCGGUCUCGCAGGGUCGCACGCUCGGGCAGCUGGCAGUUACGUGUUCUCUAGGAGACUUUGCCCUGAAAACGGACUACUGUCUCGCGCCAACGAUCAUACGGCAUGCUCGACCCGUGGGUGCUAUUACCUACCCCUUCCAUGCAUGGGAAGAGGACCCGAGCACUUGGAAUCCGCCGUAUAUCUCGUCCACGCCUACCAUACAGCGGCACGACCUACAACCUGGCGACGUCCUUCUCUUCGCGUCAGACGGACUUCGCGCUGCCCUGAAGUGCGUCAAGGAGGAUGAGAAGGCGAACGUCAUGGCGGCUCUGGCGCGAGGCGUCCCAGUGGAGAAGGCGUUCCGACACGCGCUCAUUGCGCCGCAAGAAGGUAACAACGAUGCGGAUCGGGUGAUUAGGAAUGUGCUCUUUGGGACUGACAAGGAGAAGAUGUUGGAGGAGGUGCAGCCGCUGGCAGGAAGGCUUCGCGAUGAUAUCUCAGUCGUCGUCGUUCGCCUGUAGUCCGUCGCUGGCUACGAAGUCCAGACCAGACAAGAAACCUUGCAAGCAACAUAGACGAACCCAUAGACACCACCUUGGACAAACAUAUAGACACCAUAGCUAGCUCUUGACGUUGUUCAGUUGCGAACAGAUUCAGGUUGUUCUUAUGGGUCCGCCCCUAUCAUUUCCGGCAAAUGCCGGUAUCACCUGCUUAAGAAGCAAUCGAUGGGAGUCCUUCUUGC